UAGUGUAGUAGUACUGCAGUAGUUGCUAGUGGAACUCUGCAUCAGGCCGUGUUAUCGUCCAUGACAGCCUCGGAGAUACUGAGAGUGAGACGUGGAUUACUCGUAGUGGUUUUAGUUACUUACGUUGAAGACUAGGUAUUAGUAUUACUAGUUGGACUCGAGGCCACGAAGCUAGAAGGCGAACAGACUUCUCAGCUGAGUCAGCACAGUCAGAAGUGAGUCGUAUCCGGCGUAAACAUGGUAAAGGCACCAAUCAUUUUAUUCUCUGUGUAGCUGCUGCAACUGGGCUCCCAAGGCCAAAGGCAACGAGAAGAAUCGUUUGAGUGGAAGCCAGUGCAGUGUGCCCGUAAAUAUUUUGCAUAAUAUUGAGCGGAGACAUCAGUGACCCCAGUUACGGGUCCUAGUGUACACACACAGCACGAUGAGUGCUCGCAAUUGCUUGGCCGCUAUUAUUCCCCUGUUGAUAGUGUGUGUGCUGCAACAGGCUCAUUGGCAAUGCCAUGCACAGCUACAGCCCUGCAGUCUACUGGUUGGGUCAUUCAACAUCCAGAUACUGGGAAGGUCGAAAAUUUCCAAAACCUAUGUUGUCGAACAGCUGGUGAAGAUCAUCCGCCGCUAUGAUGCACUAUUCAUACAGGAGGUACGAGACAGCACGAUGGUGACUAUUCCUCAGCUGUUCGCUGCUGUGCACAAUGCCUCGUCGACACCGUUUGACUACAUUGUCAGCGACCGCCUUGGCAGAACGACCAGCAAAGAGCAGUAUGCCCUGUUCUAUCGGUCCGAUAAGCUGAACGUGUCGCGCUGGUUUGUUUACAACGACACCGCGGCGGACAUUUUCGAGCGCGAGCCAAUGGUAGCUGAGUUGGUUGGUGCCGGCCAGUGUUCCGACAUACUGCGAAGACCGUUCAGCAUUAUUGGCGUUCACGUCAAGCCGGAUGACGUUGUCGCCGAGUUGACUGAACUGGUUAAUGUUUAUAACGCAAGUAUCAAGAGACUGGGGCAUGGAGAUGCACUGAUAACAGGAGACUUGAACGCUGACUGCAGCUACUUAACCAAUGCAGAAGCUAACGCGCUCGGUUUGUUUACGGAGCGGCGCUUUCUUGUUCUGAUUGACAAGGAUGCAGACACGACGGUGGCUCAGUCCAGUUGUGCCUAUGAUCGCAUUAUUGUUGCUGGCUCUCACCUUCAGGACCGGGUCACUGCAGGCAGUGCACGUGCUUACCUGUUUGACACAGCGCUGGGCCUCAAUACCAGUGUCACUGAAGAUGUUAGUGAUCAUUAUCCUGUCGAAGUGCGCAUCGAUGUACCGCCUGCUCCUCUCCCCAGCGAAACUGCGCCCACCGUGGAAAGCACUGCCCCAGCCAGUGCCACCGUACAGGGUCCCACCAAUCAGACACUGCCGGCUAGCAUGGCUACCGACCCACCCAGGAUCACAAACAGCGCCAGUCAGCUUCACAGCGAGGCCAUUUUGCCAUUGAUCUUGGUCAGCUUUGCUGCCAUUGCCACCACUCUGUAGAGUGUGUUGUAGACACGCUCCCAGCACAUCACAUUCACUGCGUGCUAGCUGAACAGCAGACUCGUUCGUUUCCGUCUUUUCCUUGAAACGAUGCUUGAAGCCUUUAACUUGUGUUGUUUGCGUUAGCCUACCCGUAUGAAUCAGCAAAGAAAGUGUAUCACCGUGCAUGCUAAUAAUUAUAUUCACUGUUGGACGUAUCCUUCAUAACUCCAUAUUCUAGUCUAUUAUUUUUUAUCAGCUAAAAAAACAUAGUUGGUCAUCGAAGGUUGGUGUUUUUUUGUUUUUUUACAAAAAAAACACCAUUUGACGGCACAAAGUAUGAAUCAGCAAAGGCCCACAGUCAAUGCAAGUGUAUCACCGUGCAUGCUAAUAUAUUCACUGUUGGACGUAUCCUUCAUAACUCCAUAUUCUAGUCCAUUAAUUUUUAUCAGCUAAAAAAACAUAGUUGGUCAUCGAA
Sycon ciliatum is the source of this 1973-nucleotide messenger RNA. Its product is annotated as deoxyribonuclease-1-like. The transcript has a single exon. Gene Ontology annotation, cellular component: nucleus. The record is from RefSeq and is a predicted model, not a curated record. NCBI's taxonomy places the organism in Eukaryota, Metazoa, Porifera, Calcarea, Leucosolenida, Sycettidae. Gene Ontology annotation, molecular function: DNA binding; deoxyribonuclease I activity. Bases 422 to 1516 code for a protein of 364 amino acids. Gene Ontology annotation, biological process: DNA catabolic process.